AUGGAGUUGUUGUCGUCUAUCAACGGGAAGAGGAAGAGGAUGGCAACGACUACAACAACGCCGGCGGCGAAGAAGAAGAAGAAACCAUCGACGACCCCGAUCCCGACACUUCCCGAUAAUGUGAUAUUGAACAUCAUCGCGCGCGUCUCGAGAGUGUACUACCCGACUCUCUCAGUGGUGUCCAAGAGUUUUCGAUCUCUGAUGACUUCACCGGAGCUUUGCAAGACCCGGUCACGCUUAGGCCGCACCGAGAGUUGCCCCUAUGUGUGCUUCCGGGCGCAUACUGGUUUUACUUGGUUCACCCUCUGCCGUAAACCUGAUCAAACCCUAACCAAUCAGAAGAGUAAGAGUGGUUAUGCUUUGGUUAAAGUCCCAAUCCCACAUUCUCCUGAUGCCUUCUUUUCGAACCUCGUGGCGGUUGGUUCUGAUAUCUACAACAUUGGCGUAUCCGAGUCCAAGUUCAAAGCCUCUUCCUCUACCGUCUGUGUUCUGGAUUGCACGACUCACACUUGGCGCGAGGCUCCAAGAUUGCCUGUAGAGCUCUUUAGACUUUCAGUUUCUGCUACCUUUCUUGAUGGAAAGGUAUAUGUGGCGGGAUAUUCCUUAGAUGGAGACAAAGAUUCUGAUCCCUUGAAGAACUCGCUGGAGGUGUUUGACACAAGAACACAAGUUUGGGAUCCUAAUCCCAUCCCUUGCAGCGUGGCAAACGCCAAGGAGCCUUGCUACAAAGGCGCAUCUGUUGAUGGAAAGUUCCACGUGAUGGCUGGGAGUAAGGUGUUUGCUUACAAUGCCAAGGAAGGUAGAUGGGACCGUGUUAGACCAGGGAUGAGUACUUGUGUGUCUUCAGAUUCUCACUGUGAGAUUGGUAAUGUUUUGUACUCUGCUUGUAAAAACGGAGUGUUCAGAUGGUUUGACACUCAGGUCGGAAUAUGGAGAGAAUUGAAGGGUUUGGUAGGACUACCCAAGUUCCCUCCUGAUGCUCGUGUUAUAUUGGGUGAUUAUGAUGGAAAGAUUGCGGCUUUUUGGCCUGAGAUUUCUUCUGAUGGUUUCCCACAUAAGUUUAUGAUAUGGUGUGCCGAGAUUGCACUUGAAAGACGCACAAGUUGUGAAAUUUGGGGGAAAGUUGAGUGGUUUGAUCACGUGCUUUCAGUGCCUGUUACACAUACGUUAGUGAAGGCUGUUGCUGCGACUGUUUGA
This is a messenger RNA of Camelina sativa (false flax), 1197 nucleotides long. The record is from RefSeq and is a predicted model, not a curated record. Lineage: Eukaryota; Viridiplantae; Streptophyta; Magnoliopsida; Brassicales; Brassicaceae.